Molecule: messenger RNA, 552 nt
Organism: Arctia plantaginis
Lineage: Eukaryota; Metazoa; Arthropoda; Insecta; Lepidoptera; Erebidae
Source: the annotation of a GenBank genome assembly
AUGGAAGACGUAGAAAACGACAGCGAAGUAAAACGGACGAAGAGCCGAAGCCCAUCCCCAGGCAUCAAAUCAACAGCGGUUGUGAAGUAUACAGCUUUCCAAAGUCCAGUUGGGUAUGCACGGCUACAAUGUAAUACAGACCUGAACAUGCCUCCAUCGAACUGGGGAGCGGCAAUAGACUCGUACGGGCUAAGGCAGAUCUUGACUCGAGGCACAGGACUUUCUAGCUUCAGGAUGGCGCACAUGUUCCCCGACUGUGUUGGGGAAGUGGAUGUGAUAUCAGGAGCAGAAUGCAUCAAGAAACUGCUGAAGUUACCGUACCAGCCUAAUGGGACCGUGAGCAUGAUGGUUCACCGUGUGGAGAACACCCUGCUCCUGGACGACUUCGAUGUGUACGAUUAUCUGAUGAAGUCAGAGUGGUCAUGGCUGAAGGAUUUCUUCUAUGAAAAUAUUUUGAAGACCAUGUCUGAGCAGCGUGUGUGGGAUGUUCAAAGUGUGAUGAUGGGGUUGCGAGUAAUGAUGUAUGUCGGGUACGGCGCGAAGGAACACUAA